Lathyrus oleraceus (garden pea) is the source of this 2390-nucleotide messenger RNA. Its product is annotated as phosphoinositide phosphatase SAC7. Gene Ontology annotation, biological process: phosphatidylinositol dephosphorylation. Gene Ontology annotation, cellular component: endoplasmic reticulum. Gene Ontology annotation, molecular function: phosphatidylinositol-4-phosphate phosphatase activity. The coding region runs from base 201 to 1991 and encodes 596 amino acids. The transcript has 21 exons. The record is from RefSeq and is a predicted model, not a curated record. Lineage: Eukaryota; Viridiplantae; Streptophyta; Magnoliopsida; Fabales; Fabaceae.
ACAAUUUAUGGUUUUCCUUGAAACUAGUUAACCAUUCAUGGUUUUCUCUUAUUGACUUCUCCAAACGCUAAAUUUAUAUUAUCUAACAUUCCCUUGUAGUUGCAGUCCCAUACUUCACGUUUCACGCACUAAUUCGAAUUUGGAUCUUAAUUUUCUUUCUAUUCUUCGAUCUUGUAAUCCAGUUAGUUGGAGAUUCAAUAAUGAUGGAGAGAGCAGAUUCUGUGCAGAAGCUGUACACGCGUAUGCGACUAUGGGAAUUUACCGAUCAGUAUGUGAUUGAGCCUACAGAUGGCUCUUCUGGUUCGUCUUUGGCUGUUAGUCGAGUUGAUGGCUCCAUGAAACUAAUCGAUGAGGUUCCGGAAUGUACCACUCUCCGAGUUCCUAAGAUCUUUACAAUUUAUGGUGUUGUUGGGAUAGUGAGGCUUUUGGCUGGAUCAUAUUUGAUGGUCAUAACUGAGCGUGAAUGUGCUGGAUCUUACUUGGGGCAUCCAAUUUUCAAAAUUUUAUCCAUGAAGGUUUUUCCAUGUGAUCAUUCACUUAAAAGUACCCCUGCCGAACAGAAGAAGGCGGAGAUGGAAUUUUCUGGCCUACUAAAUGUUGCUGAGAAAACUUCUGGCCUGUUCUUCUCAUAUGAAACUAAUUUAACUCUGAGUGCCCAGCGGUUGAAUGACCUGGGUGAUGAGUCUAGAUUGCUUCCUCUUUGGAGACAGGCAGAGCCUCGAUUUCUUUGGAACAAUUAUAUGUUAGAAGUGCUCAUAGAUAACAAGCUUGACCCAUACUUACUUCCUAUAGUCCAAGGCAGUUUUCAUUACUUUCAAGCAGCCAUUGGGAAAGAUAUUAUUGACGUCACUUUGAUUGCGAGGAGAUGCACAAGAAGAAAUGGAACUCGAAUGUGGAGAAGAGGAGCUGAUCCCGAUGGAUAUGUUGCCAAUUUUGUGGAAACAGAACAACUUAUGCAGUUCAAUGGGUAUACUGCUUCUUUUGUUCAGAUUCGUGGUUCGAUUCCUCUGCUCUGGCAGCAAAUUGUUGACUUAACAUAUAAACCGAAGUUUGAACUAUUGAAACUCGAGGACGCUCCACGAGUCCUCGAGAGGCAUAUAUUAGAUUUAAGAAAAAAAUAUGGAGCUGUGUUGGCUGUUGAUCUUGUUAACAAGCAUGGAGGAGAAGGGCGGCUAUGUGAAAAAUUUGGCAGUACAAUGCAGCAUGUGGCUAGUGAUGAUGUAAGAUAUGUUCACUUCGAUUUCCAUCAUGUCUGUGGACACGUUCAUUUUGAACGUCUAUCACUGCUUUAUGAUCAAAUAUCAGAUUUUCUUGAGAGAAACGGAUAUCUUUUGUUGAACGAAAAGGGAGAGAAAAUGAAGGAGCAACUUGGAGUUGUUAGGACCAACUGUAUUGAUUGUCUCGACCGAACAAAUGUAACUCAGAGCAUGAUAGGCCGAAAUAUGUUAGAAUACCAGCUUAGAAGGCUUGGAGUCUUUGGGGCUGAAGAAACCAUUAGUUCACAUCCAAAUCUUGAUGAAAGGUUUAAGAUCUUGUGGGCUAAUCAUGGGGAUGAUGUGAGUAUCCAAUAUUCAGGAACUCCUGCUCUGAAAGGAGACUUUGUCAGGUUUGGGCAUCGCACCGUUCAAGGGAUAGUAAACGAUGGUUGGAAUGCUCUCCAAAGAUAUUAUUUGAAUAACUUUUGUGAUGGAACAAAGCAGGAUGCAAUUGAUCUCCUGCAAGGACAUUAUAUAGUAUCUGUUGGCCGAGAUACAGCUGCCUCUUCUCAGAAAGGAGGAAUUGAAGCUAUAGCUUCGUUUCCUCUGGCUUUCGCUCUGGUUUUAACUGGAUUUCUUUUUGCAACCAUGUCAUUGAGACAAGUUCGUUAUGAUUUUAGGCACUUCUUCUUUUCACUAAUGUGGGCUGGCAUUAGUGUCGGUAUAGCAGCUUUUGUGAGGGCCAACGGACGGGUUUUCUGCAACAGACCCCGCCUAAACAACCCCUCUCGUUAAGUUCUACGCAAAUCAAUUUGGGGAAUUAGAAUUUUGUGAAGUAUUCAGCUUCUGCAAUAGGAGUCACCAUCAGGGGAUUUAGUUCUACAUUUAAAUCUAUUAUACGAAUUCAAUCUUUAAGCCCCUCUUUUGCUGCUUAUCAUAUUUUUGUUAUUUAUUACUAAUUUGCAGUAUGUCAUAGUCCAAUGACAUCCUACUCAAGUGAUUGCUGCUUGAUUGAUGUUUCCCCCCCUCCAUGUAUAUUUGAUUUUUUUUUUAUCUGUACUUUUUGUUUAAGAUGGAAACAUUUUAAGGUUCCUCUGAUUAUAUUGUAUGCUUAUAAGCAAAUCCAUAUCAUGCAAUAAUUUUACAUAUUUAUUUUAUAAGUCAAGGUUACUACAUAAUAUUUGCCUUGGUCAA